This is a messenger RNA of Nicotiana attenuata, 1299 nucleotides long. RefSeq names its product NAC domain-containing protein 78-like. The coding region runs from base 227 to 1153 and encodes 308 amino acids. The record is from RefSeq and is a predicted model, not a curated record. Lineage: Eukaryota; Viridiplantae; Streptophyta; Magnoliopsida; Solanales; Solanaceae. Gene Ontology annotation, molecular function: DNA binding. Gene Ontology annotation, biological process: regulation of DNA-templated transcription. The transcript has a single exon.
CUUCCAUAGUAGUAAUAAUUCGUUCUUUCUUCUCUCUCUGUUUUCAGUGCGAAUUUAAAUUUUCUUUCACAAUACUCCAAUUCUUUGUUCUCUCUGUAUUUUCACAGCAGAGUCAAUACUCAUUGAGAGAAUAGUUGCAGAUCAUUGAAGGGUUGUUGGUUUCUUGCGAUUCUUGUCUCCUUCUUGUUUUAAUUCCUUUAUUCAUAAUAGCAAAUCAAAGACCGUCAUGUCGAUGGUAUCACGGCUUCCCAGUGUUCGAUUUUACCCUACUGAUGCAGAGUUGAUCUACCUUCUGAAAAAGUUCUUGAAAGGCGAGUCUUUGCCCAGUGAAUGCCCUAUUCGACUUGGGGAAAUCUAUGGAGACCGGCCACCAUGGGAGAUUUCUGAUCAUCCUGAAGAGAAAAUUGGCUACUUUAUUUCUCCCUUGAAGAAGCGGAAGGAAUCACAUAAAAGGUUUCGUCGAACUUGCGCCAACGGGACAUGGAAAGCCCAAACCGGCGGUGAUCCUAUCAAGAAUGGUAAGGGCACUGUGGUUGGAUUCAGAAAAAGUUAUGUUUAUCGAACUAGGAGUAGUAAAGAAUCAAAGCAAGAUAAGAUUAAUUGGCUGAUGAGAGAAUAUUACGUGGGGGAUGAUUACUUCAGAGAAAACAAUAUUCCUAAACAAGAUUUUGUUCUCUGCCGAAUCAAGAAGAAUAUAACAGAGAGAAAUAGGAAGAAUGGGGUUAAUAUGGAGGAACAAGAAGUUGCUCAAGUAAUAGAAGGUAUGUUGCGUGAACCUGACUACAACAGUUCACAAUCAGCAACAAUUUUCCAACGACAUCAGAUUAUGAGCGCAGAGUAUGCUGAACAACAGGAUAAUUAUUUGAGAGGACUUAACAAAAAUAGCCAAAUUUUGACCACUUAUGACAGAGAUGAAGCUACAUUGGAGAAUCAUGGGGCCAACACCAACAGAGUGUACGUGAUGACAAAAGAAGCAUAUGGUCAAUUAUCCUUGCCUGGUAUUCAGGAGCAAUAUUGUGCUGAAGCUGAUCUUAACACAGAUAACAGUGACUUCUCAGAUCUUAACGCAGAUAAUAGUGACUUCUUGGAACUAACACUAAUGAGUGGAAUAGAAGACAUUGUUCCAGAUGAUUGGUGGCACCAAUUCUACUAGAUAGGCAUGUACAAAGUUAACGUCUUGGAAAUUUUUUGCCCAACUGAAUGUUAUGUAGUAGUAAACAAGAUGCAUCAUACUGCAAUAGUGCAAUUAUUAUUUUUUGGUAUUGAAAUUGUUCUUUAAUGUCACUUGUGUACCUUUUU